AUGGCUCGGCCUCGUGUCUUCUCGGAGAAGGCGUUAGCCGAGUUCGAGCAAGCAGUCUUUCAGUGGCGUUCACACAGACCCCGAGCUCAUACCGACCCCCCGCCGGCCGCAAAUGUUUCCCCCCGAUGCCCUCCAGUUGGGAUGCAUCACCCCGUGGCGGGGCUGCGUAGCCCCAGGCGCCUCGUGACUUCACCUAGUCCUCGCAGGAUAUGUCCGCGCGUGGCUCUCCGCAGCACGUUAAUGAUUUUCCCGCCCUUCGCACCGCCGACUGCUUGGUCUUCUUCACGGAGCUCCUUCUCGACUUCUCUCUCCUUCCCCCCGGUCUCGACGCGUCGAGCUGCCGAGGCAGAAGGCGGGCCUCAUCGGGCUUGGGGGUCCCCACCUUCAUCGCUGCCUGUCUGUGUUCGCUCCGCCUCUCCGCAGGGCUCGCUGCCCCCGUCUGCUUCUUUGUGUCUCCUAUUCUCUGCUGAGCUUGGAAACGCAGGGUCCUUUCUCGUGAGCGAGCCUGAUCCGCACUUUCCCCACCUUCCUCCGCGCGCGUAUUCCGUCUCGCCUUCUAAUCCGUUUCUCGUGGGCUCCACCGACGUUCCGUCCCGCCGUUUGCCUUCCUCGCCUGUGUGGUUCCGAGCCGCCUGCGACUUUUCGCUUUCGUCUGUUGAUUGUCGCACUCUCUCCGGCAGCUUCUUCUCCCGUCUGUUUUUUUCUUCAUCGUCGCGGCGGGGCACGACCAAGUCGCGGUCGGCAGCGAAGGCUCGCCGGGGCUCUUUGAGGCGCGAGUUGCGAUUCUUCCUUCUGUGCGUACACCCCGAUCGAACUAUGGACUUUCCGGAAGAAGCGCGAAGAGCGAACGCAACCGCCUUGUCUGAACUGAAUGCGUACAUCGACCGAAUCGAGUGCUUGCUGACGACGCUGCCUCUCUCCCCUUCCUCGCCGAUUGCUUCCUCGCCUCUCAGCGAUCCCUUUCUCGCGAAAAAGCUAAUGUUUUUUGUUCCCUACAAGACCGUGACCGGCCGCGUCCUCGACGGUCGCGUCCGCCCGGUGUACGUCCACCUCAACUCCAUCAGCAUGCAUCCUUCCCGCAGCGAAGUAGAAAACCUGGCCGAAAAUCUGUGCUGCUCCCUCGUGAAAGCCGUGGAGGCGCCGGUGGAUCAGUUCGACGCCGUUCAGAACAAUCCGUUGUUCGGAGCUCCGGGGAACAAUGGCGAGGACGCCGGUCAUCCAGAGCGCCUUCUGACCUCAAAACACGCUGGAAGAGAUCGUCUGCAAGCCUUAUGGGAUGCCCAGACGGAGGAGAUUAUGUUCAAGGCUGCUCUCUACCAACCAGAUGAAAAGCACACUCGGCGCGUUCAGCUGAUGAACCGAGAGUUCCGCAGACAGGAGGCUUCUCUUGUCCGGCGGGCGAUGCGCAUCAAGAAUCGCCGAGUGAGGAAGCAGCGUCUCGCAGCGGUGGCCGAGAAGGCAGAGUCCAAGGUCCGUGAGAAAUUCGGUCCCGAUCCUCCAGAGCCACCUGCAGAGCUCGCAGAACACCUCGGACGGGUUGCGGUUGCUGAGGCAGGCUGUCAUCCGGACUUUGUAUUCUUUCAGCCCUCCCUCUCUCCAGCACAAAAGGAAGAGGCACUCCGGCGCCUCUGCGGAGGCCACUUGGAGAAGGAGGCUCACCGGUGGCUGCUUCAGAAUCUUUUGAAGGAGCUGCGGAGGCCCCCCACCCCAGUCCCUCUCAUUAUCGGGACAGAGUUCGCAGCUCUAAUCGAACGAGGACUCGCUCUCAUCCCUUUCGACUUCGACGUGUGGCAGCUCGCCGACUUCCUCGAGGAACAUCUCGAUGCCGUCCGCCAGGGCAGGACAAAGGUACGGGACACGCCACAGGGAGUGAGGCGAACUCACGCUGAGUCCACUUCAGAGCUGCUCGACGAGUUGAAGGACGUGUACAGAUGA
This is a messenger RNA of Besnoitia besnoiti, 1935 nucleotides long. RefSeq lists its product as uncharacterized. The record is from RefSeq and is a predicted model, not a curated record. The transcript has 10 exons. Bases 1 to 1935 code for a protein of 644 amino acids. Lineage: Eukaryota; Apicomplexa; Conoidasida; Eucoccidiorida; Sarcocystidae.